Seriola dumerili (greater amberjack) is the source of this 932-nucleotide messenger RNA. Its product is annotated as CD209 antigen-like protein C. The transcript has 6 exons. Lineage: Eukaryota; Metazoa; Chordata; Actinopteri; Carangiformes; Carangidae. Bases 20 to 775 code for a protein of 251 amino acids. The record is from RefSeq and is a predicted model, not a curated record.
UCGCCUCGAGAGGGAAAGGAUGGGUCAAGCCUCAGAAAAUAUUUAUGUGAAUGAAAAUGAAAUCCGCACUCUGGAGCCAAACAGAACUGGAUGUGUACAUUCAGAUGCUGAAUAUGUAACGAGGAGUUCCUGCAGAGCUGCCGCAGCGUUUCUGGGUCUGCUGUGUAUUCUGCUCGUGACCGGACUCAUAACUCUGGUUUACUUGUUCACCCAAGGGACCUCUGAGUGGAACAAGUUACACAACAACCUGACAAAAGAAUUAGACCAGCUACAGACCAGUUUCAACAACCUGGCUGAAGGACAAAACCAACUCCAAAAAAGGUUUGAAGACAUGAAUAAAGAGAGAAAAGGUUUUCAGAGAAAGAUUCAAGACGAAGGUUGUUAUAAGUGUUGGAGAAGGUUUGGCAGCAGCUAUUACUACAUAUCUACUGAGAAGAAGGCCUGGGAUCAGAGCAGAGAGGAGUGUCUGAAGGAAGGAGCUGACCUGGUGAUCAUUAACAGUGAAGAGGAACAGCAAUUUUUGAUCAAAUUGAACAAAAGAGUUUGGAUUGGGCUGACUGACCAAGAUGAGGAGAAUGUCUGGAAAUGGGUGGAUGGGACAACUCCGGCUACAAGUUAUUGGCAAUCUUUACAGCCUGACAACGCUGGAAACGAGGAUUGUGUAGAAAUCCGAAAUACUGACAGUGAAACUUUAUUGAAGUGGAAUGACUUACCUUGUUCAUAUGAAAAUUACUGGGUUUGUGAAGCAAGGGAAAAGGAUAUGAAGGAUGUGUGACAGAAAAUGUGACUAUUAAAUGUGCAUGAAACCUGUCAAUAGUCUGAUAACAGUUUGAUUGUUGUGUGUACUGUAUGUAAUGUUUAAGUUUAUAGUGUCUCUGUGAUUUCAACCAAAUACCGUACUUUUAUUUUCUAUGGUAGUCACCAAACGUCUG